AUGUUGGUAUCACACGGCAUACUGCACGUGUUCAGAGACCUACGCAUCGCCGGCAUUGCAAUUCAUUUUUGGCUACUCUUGACCCAACUAGAGAGCGUGUCCGCAGUCAGUGACAGUGCGAGCAACGACAAUGCCGUCAGCAUAGUCACACCAACCAGUGCUCACCUCGACUUCGGCAUACGUCAGCAACUGCUGGUGGCGCCACCACCGCCGCCGCCGCCACGGCCAUUGAUGGACAAAACAUUGACGACACACUGUGGUAGUGAGGACAACACUAACUGGCGGCCGGUAUGCGCCACAGCAAACAAUGUCGACUAUGUGCUAUUCGGUAGCGAAUGUUUGCUAUGGCAAACCAACCGUGAGCGCCAAGAGUUGGGCACAAGGGAAGUAAGGCCCGUUUUUAGGAAAAUUGCUAUGGGAUUUUGUCGACCAAAUUGUAGUGUUGUAAUUUGCGUACACAACGAGCAAAUGAUUUGUGCGCGGAAUUCACAGAAUGGCGAAAUAUGCAGCUUCAGCGGAGGAGAUUGUGACGUGGCACGGGAUAUAUGCCUAAAUGGCAAUG
Molecule: messenger RNA, 562 nt
Organism: Rhagoletis zephyria (snowberry fruit fly)
Lineage: Eukaryota; Metazoa; Arthropoda; Insecta; Diptera; Tephritidae
Source: RefSeq, a predicted model, not a curated record